AUGCCAAAUAUUAAUCAAAACCAAGAAACUAAAUAUCGCAAACCCACUACUAUUGACCGCGAACAACUAGAAUAUACGAUAAGCAAAACUUUAACUUAUAGCGUGCUUAUUUUUGCCACUGUCGGCACUUGUGCUUCGGAAUUGCCAUUGGCUGCUAUCUUUAUAAUAGCGGCUUAUUACAAACCCUCAAGAAUAAGUUAUUUAGCCCCAAAGAAACUGAAUAAACCUUAUGAACACCCUUGCCCAAAGAGAUUUAGUGGAGCAAUUAAGCCUAGCACUCCGGCUACUUCCCCCGCGGAAAUCGAAGUUAAUCAACCCUUAAAACCUCUCGGUGACUACUCCAAAGAAGAACUUGACCGCCGCACUAAGUUUUUAGAACGCCAAGAACGAGCCGAAAGGUUAGCUGCCGAAAAAGAAAAUCAUGCCUCUCAUCCAACAACCGCUUAA
This is a messenger RNA of Funneliformis geosporum, 447 nucleotides long. The record is from the annotation of a GenBank genome assembly. NCBI's taxonomy places the organism in Eukaryota, Fungi, Glomeromycota, Glomeromycetes, Glomerales, Glomeraceae.